CUUCGACGGCAAACGCAGUACUGUGUAGAAAUAGUGACCUACAAGUUCCAUCAGUACCAGGUUGUUGGGAGAGCUUUGCCUACUGAAACAGAUGAACAUCCCAAGAUUUAUCGUAUGAAGUUGUGGGCUACCAAUGAAGUUCGUGCUAAGUCCAAAUUCUGGUAUUUCUUGAGGAAGCUUAAGAAGGUGAAGAAGAGCAAUGGUCAGAUGCUAGCUAUUAAUGAGAUCUUUGAGAAGAACCCAACAACAAUCAAGAAUUACGGUAUUUGGCUACGUUACCAAAGUAGAACUGGAUAUCACAACAUGUACAAGGAGCAGAUGUACACUGAGAUGGCUUCUCGCCACAGAGUUCGCCAUCACUGCAUCCAGAUCAUAAAGACGGCCACCAUUCCAACUAAGCUCUGCAAGAGGGAGAGCACAAAGCAGUUCCAUAACUCCAAGAUCAAGUUCCCCUUGGUGUUACAGAAGGUCAGGCCACCGUCUAGGAAACGCAAGACCACAUACAAGGCUACUAGGCCCAACUUGUUCAUGUAACAUGUUUGGUCAUAUUUGCAGUGAGAAGCAACUUCAGAUUUCUGCAAUUUUGGUGCUUUAGUUGAGUUGAUUUAAGAUUCAUUGUGUAAGAGAGAAGUGAAACCUUUUUGUUCUGAUGGUGGUUAUUAGAAUAUUUUUAAGCAAAAAAAAA
Lycium barbarum (goji berry) is the source of this 685-nucleotide messenger RNA. Its product is annotated as large ribosomal subunit protein eL20y-like. Bases 115 to 534 code for a protein of 139 amino acids. The transcript has a single exon. Gene Ontology annotation, molecular function: structural constituent of ribosome. The record is from RefSeq and is a predicted model, not a curated record. NCBI's taxonomy places the organism in Eukaryota, Viridiplantae, Streptophyta, Magnoliopsida, Solanales, Solanaceae. Gene Ontology annotation, biological process: translation. Gene Ontology annotation, cellular component: cytosolic large ribosomal subunit; ribosome.